Gadus morhua (Atlantic cod) is the source of this 615-nucleotide messenger RNA. RefSeq names its product ribosomal protein S15 (gene rps15). The transcript has 4 exons. Gene Ontology annotation, cellular component: ribosome; cytosolic small ribosomal subunit. The record is from RefSeq and is a predicted model, not a curated record. NCBI's taxonomy places the organism in Eukaryota, Metazoa, Chordata, Actinopteri, Gadiformes, Gadidae. Gene Ontology annotation, biological process: translation; ribosomal small subunit assembly. Gene Ontology annotation, molecular function: RNA binding; structural constituent of ribosome. Bases 129 to 566 code for a protein of 145 amino acids.
CUGGGCAAAAAAUGUAAACACAUGUGUAGACAGGAAACGUUAACCAGAGACCGGAUGCCCAGCCCCACUCCCGCGAUAUUAGGUCAAACGAGACUUGGGUUGUUCUUUUCCCCGGAAGACCAGGCAAGAUGGCGGACGUUGAGAUCAAGAAGAAGCGUACCUUCAGGAAGUUCACCUACAGAGGUGUGGACCUGGACCAGCUCCUGGACAUGUCCUAUGAGCAGCUUAUGCAGCUGUACUGCGCCCGCCAGAGGAGAAGGCUUAACCGUGGCCUUCGCCGCAAGCAGCAGUCCCUCCUGAAGCGCCUGCGCAAGGCCAAGAAGGAGGCUCCCCCAAUGGAGAAGCCGGAGGUGGUCAAGACUCACUUGAGAGACAUGGUCAUCCUGCCCGAGAUGGUUGGCUCAAUGGUCGGCGUGUACAACGGAAAGACCUUCAACCAGGUGGAAAUCAAGCCUGAGAUGUGUGGCCACUACCUGGGAGAGUUCUCCAUCACCUACAAGCCGGUCAAGCACGGUCGCCCUGGUAUUGGAGCUACACACUCUUCUCGUUUCAUCCCUCUGAAGUAGACUGGCUGUUUUCGUUAUAUAAAUAAAAAUGGGCUCGCCACACACUUGA